GCGACUUGGUCCAUGCAUGCAAGCCAGUAGCAAGCACCAUCAAUCAGCGAAGAGAGAUUUGAACUUGAAGACUGACCAGCAAUAUACAAACAAUAAGACUACGACAAUUAUUGUAACGAGGCCAUAAAUCGUUGCUAACACAUUUAAUCCAUUAAAAGUGCGUAAAAAACGCUUACCAAAAAAGUGCAACUUUGUGUAAAAUGCAAAUCAUUCGUCAUCCACAACAUUUGGUGCUAUUGCUGGGCAUUUGCUUGGUGCUGCUGCUCCAAUCUGCCACAGCUGGAAAAAUAAAGCUAUUUGCCUUUAAGGGACCACAUGCCGGCUUUGUUAAGCUGAAAGUGCGAACACCAAAGUUUCUGGGUCUUAAGCAUGCUCUGGGCGGACUCGGUGGAGGCAUUGGUGGUAGUGUGGGCAUCCAUGGUGAUUUCGGCGCCGGGUUCGGCGGCGGUUACGGUGGCGGCUACGGCGGUGGCUACGGCGGUGGCCACGGCGGUGGCCACAGCGGAGGCUAUCAUCACGAUGAAUAUCAUCAUGAGGAAUAUCAUCACAGCAGCGGGGGAAGCUUUGGAAGCAGCGGCGGCUUCGGCGGCGGUCUAUGGGGAAAAUAGACUAAACUAAGCUUAAAUUUAAUGUUAAACACAUCCUCUCCAUGAGAAUCAUUAUGUUUGUUAUUCAGUUGUAAGUUCAUUCAUUUAAAAAUAAAAG
Drosophila grimshawi is the source of this 705-nucleotide messenger RNA. Its product is annotated as keratin, type I cytoskeletal 9. The record is from RefSeq and is a predicted model, not a curated record. Bases 201 to 608 code for a protein of 135 amino acids. Lineage: Eukaryota; Metazoa; Arthropoda; Insecta; Diptera; Drosophilidae. The transcript has 2 exons.